CUGCGGGGGCGGGGCUGCGGGCCGCGGAGCGAUCGUCGGGCCGGGGGCCGAGGCGCCGUGAGUGGCCUUUCCGCCACCCCGCCUCGCCGCCGCGGGAGGAUGCGCCAGCGCCUCCUCGAGGAGCAGCAGGUUAUAAAGCAGCUAAAUGGAGUCUGAGCAGCUGUUUCAUAGAGGCUACUAUCGAAACAGUUACAACAGCAUAACCAGUGCAAGCAGCGAUGAGGAGCUUCUAGAUGGAGCGGGUGUAAUUAUGGACUUUCAGACCUCUGAAGAUGACAAUCUCUUGGAUGGUGAUGCAUCAAUUGGGACUCAUUAUACAAUGACAAAUGGAGGAAGCAUCAACAGUUCAACACAUUUACUGGAUCUUCUGGAUGAGCCAAUUCCUGGAGUAGGAACGUACGAUGACUUCCAUACCAUUGACUGGGUUCGAGAGAAGUGCAAAGACAGAGAAAGGCACAGACGGAUUAACAGCAAGAAGAAGGAAUCAGCAUGGGAGAUGACAAAGAGUUUGUAUGAUGCAUGGUCAGGAUGGCUCGUAGUCACACUUACUGGCUUGGCAUCAGGGGCGCUGGCAGGAUUAAUUGACAUUGCUGCUGACUGGAUGACUGACUUGAAGGAAGGCAUUUGCCUUAGUGCUUUGUGGUUUAACCAUGAACAAUGUUGCUGGGGUUCAAAUGAGACCACGUUUGAAGAGAGAGAUAAAUGUCCUCAAUGGAAAACUUGGGCAGAACUAAUAAUUGGGCAAGCAGAAGGUCCAGGUUCAUACAUAAUGAACUACAUAAUGUACAUUUUCUGGGCUUUGAGCUUUGCCUUCUUAGCGGUUUGUCUGGUGAAGGUGUUUGCUCCAUAUGCCUGUGGCUCGGGGAUACCUGAGAUAAAAACUAUUUUGAGUGGCUUCAUCAUCAGAGGUUACCUGGGGAAGUGGACUUUGAUGAUAAAAACCAUCACUUUAGUCCUGGCUGUAGCAUCAGGUUUGAGUUUAGGAAAAGAAGGUCCCUUGGUCCAUGUUGCCUGCUGCUGUGGGAAUAUUUUUUCCUACCUCUUUCCAAAGUACAGCACAAAUGAAGCUAAAAAACGAGAGGUAUUGUCAGCUGCAUCAGCAGCCGGAGUGUCUGUAGCCUUUGGUGCCCCAAUUGGUGGAGUCCUGUUCAGUCUGGAGGAGGUCAGUUACUAUUUCCCACUGAAAACUUUGUGGAGAUCAUUUUUUGCUGCUUUGGUGGCUGCGUUUGUUUUAAGGUCCAUCAAUCCCUUUGGUAACAGCCGCCUAGUUCUUUUUUAUGUGGAAUAUCACACUCCUUGGUACCUUUUUGAACUGCUACCUUUCAUUCUUUUGGGAGUAUUUGGUGGGCUCUGGGGAGCAUUUUUCAUCCGAGCAAACAUUGCAUGGUGUCGCCGACGCAAAUCGACAAAAUUUGGGAAGUACCCUGUCCUGGAGGUCAUCAUUGUUGCAGCAAUAACAGCUGUCAUUGCAUUUCCCAAUCCAUACACGAGGCUAAACACCAGUGAGCUUAUUAAAGAGCUCUUCACAGACUGCGGGCCAUUGGAGUCCUCCUCCCUCUGUGACUACAGAAACGAUAUGAACGCAAGCAAAAUAGUAGAUGAUAUUCCUGACCGUCCAGCAGGCACUGGAGUCUAUUCAGCUAUAUGGCAGUUGUGUUUAGCACUCAUAUUUAAAAUAAUCAUGACUGUCUUCACAUUUGGUAUCAAGGUUCCAUCUGGGUUGUUCAUACCCAGUAUGGCAAUUGGAGCAAUAGCAGGAAGGAUUGUAGGAAUUGCAGUGGAGCAGCUGGCUUACUAUCAUCACGACUGGUUCAUUUUCAAGGAGUGGUGUGAAGUUGGAGCUGACUGUAUUACGCCUGGUCUUUAUGCCAUGGUUGGUGCUGCUGCCUGUUUAGGUGGUGUGACAAGGAUGACUGUGUCCCUGGUAGUUAUUGUCUUUGAGCUAACAGGAGGGCUGGAGUAUAUUGUGCCCUUAAUGGCUGCAGUCAUGACCAGUAAGUGGGUAGGAGAUGCCUUUGGUAGGGAAGGCAUCUAUGAGGCACACAUCCGACUGAAUGGAUAUCCCUUCUUGGAUGCAAAGGAGGAGUUUACUCACACAACACUGGCUGCUGAUGUUAUGAGACCUCGAAGAAGCGACCCACCGUUAGCUGUUUUAACCCAGGAUAAUAUGACAGUUGAAGACAUAGAGAACUUGAUCAACGAAACCAGCUAUAAUGGUUUUCCUGUUAUUAUGUCAAAAGAGUCGCAGAGACUAGUGGGCUUUGCUUUAAGAAGAGAUUUAACUAUUGCAAUAGAAAGUGCAAGGAAGAAGCAGGAAGGGAUUGUUGGCAGUUCCAGGGUCUGUUUUGCCCAGCACACCCCAUCGCUUCCAGCAGAAAGCCCUCGGCCUUUGAAGCUUAGAAGCAUACUUGACAUGAGCCCUUUCACCGUGACAGACCACACACCUAUGGAGAUAGUGGUGGAUAUUUUCCGGAAGUUGGGUUUGAGGCAGUGCCUUGUGACACACAAUGGGAUUGUCUUGGGGAUCAUCACAAAGAAGAACAUAUUAGAGCAUCUCGAGCAACUAAAGCAGCACGUCGAACCCUUGGCGCCUCCUUGGCAUCAUAACAAAAAAAGAUAUCCUCCGUCAUAUGGCCCAGACGGCAAACCAAGACCCCGCCUCAAUAAUGUUCAACUGAAACCCAUAGCUGAGGAGAGAGAGGAAACUGAAGAGGAGGUUCAUUUGUUGAAUAGCACAACACUUUAGUCUGGGAGAUGCUUCUAAAAAUCAGAAACGAGAGCUGGGUUUUUGCGUAACGGUGCUGCUGGAAAUCAGGAGUUGGUCUGGGGGAGGAUGUGGAGAGGAGGAAGGCUGUUGGGAGCAUGGAGCUGCUGUCCUGCACUGGAUGCGUCCUGAGAUGUCCGGUCUGCCAUGAUAGUGCAGUGGGAGAGCCGUGCGAGGUGGCACAAUUCUCCAGCCCCAGCCUGGUACUUCAGCAUCAAAGAGAUGUGUUACUAGUCCCUAUUUCUGGAGGGAUCCUUCUGAAUUGAGCCAUCUUAUGGAGACUGAAAGGUCUUGCCCUUUUUACCAUUGAAAACUGUUGUGUUAGCUCAUGAAAUGUAUAGUUAUUACACGUCACCUUCCUACAUUCCAGAAGAGCUUUAUUUCUCUCUCUCCUGAGCCGUAACAAAGCCUCUUUAAAUUGGUGUGCCCUUUUGAAGUAGUUGUUUCUCAUAUUGAGAUGUACUGUGAGUUACUGAGGUUGGAUCACAAGGAGGGAGGUUUUGCUUGUGCCAUCAAGUGCGUAAGGUCGAACAUCGUGAAGUGCUUGGGGCAGUACAGAACUACUGCGACAAAAGCAGACUGAGCAGGAAAUGCCUUGCAAAGAGCCAUGCGAAACAUCUUUCAGCCCAUCUGUCGUGAUGAGAGAAAAAGUAAACAAAAGAAAGUAGAGUUGCAGAGAAAAAAUGCUGGUUUUGCUGCAGAAAAUAUCAAUGUGACCUGAUCUUAUGCAAUUUUUGUAUUGUCGAAACACUAGGGUAUAUACCAAUGUUGUGCAGUAUCAGGAAGAGUACUGCUGUUCUACUAGUUAAGAGCUGGAACAAUUCUGUAUACGUGUAUCUGGAAAAAUGCAUGCUACAGCACUGGAGAUAUUUCCCCUCUGUAAAGUUUGAGAUCGCUCAGUUUUAUUUUCUCUUCUGAACAAAAGACGUCCCACUGCUGACAUGGUAGGAAGAAACGUAACUCAUAACUUGCACUAAUGUAUAUUAUUUUUCUUGAGGUUUUACCAUUAUUUAUAUUUUUAUGAAUGAGAAAAAUCUAUUAAAUACAAAUCAGUUGAUGUCUCACCUAACUAAUUACCUUUUUAAUGUGAUUUUAUAUAAUAAUUCGUAAUCCUCUGCGAGUAAUGGAGGAUUAGCAAAUGUUUACAACUAGAUGAAGGGUUUAAACAAAAUUGUUUCUUUACAAUCCAACAUGCAUAUAAGGUGAUUUUCAGAUGUAACUCUCACUGCCGUUACCUUAAGACUUCCUUUUCCCUUUCUGAGCAGAUAACUGGAACAGUAAUACUAAAAACAUUAUUUGAAAAAAUCAGGGUUUUAAAACGAAUAGGAAGCAACUAUGAUUAUUAGAUUGCUUUAGACUUUUUUUUCUGAGUACACAGAGGUGUGAAUGAUACACAGCCACAGAAGGUGAGCAGCAGGGCAGAAUCGAAUCCAGUACUGGAAAGCUUGGCAGGACUUCAGAGCUGAGCAGCACCACAUGCGCCAGAGGUGAGCUGACACGUUCCAAACAUCUUUUGGCCACCUGAUUCAUUUUUCUUCAGCUUUUCAAAGCACCACAAACACAUGUGGAAACAAAGGCAGCGUGCUG
Molecule: messenger RNA, 4351 nt
Organism: Lagopus muta (rock ptarmigan)
Lineage: Eukaryota; Metazoa; Chordata; Aves; Galliformes; Phasianidae
Gene: CLCN3
Product: chloride voltage-gated channel 3
Exons: 14
Coding region: 146-2746 (866 amino acids)
Biological process (GO): chloride transport; transmembrane transport
Cellular component (GO): early endosome; synaptic vesicle; membrane
Molecular function (GO): voltage-gated chloride channel activity
Source: RefSeq, a predicted model, not a curated record